Molecule: messenger RNA, 954 nt
Organism: Cyphellophora attinorum
Lineage: Eukaryota; Fungi; Ascomycota; Eurotiomycetes; Chaetothyriales; Cyphellophoraceae
Exons: 3
Coding region: 1-954 (317 amino acids)
Molecular function (GO): protein binding
Source: RefSeq, a predicted model, not a curated record
AUGGCUUCGACUUCGGCUUCGACUGCGGCUGCGGUCCCCGACGGACCCGUUGUUCCUGCAGCCACCGACCUGCGCGAGUUGAUCGGCGGAAGCGAGCAAGAUCGCGCCCUUAAGAUUCUGCAGCAUGGCCACUACUCCGACCUCACCAUCACCUGUCAAGAUCAUGUCUUCAAGGUCCACAAAUACGUUCUCGUUACCAAGGGGGGCACUUUCUUUGAGACUGCCAUCUGCGCUGGCUGGAAUACUGAGAGUCAAGAAUCCAAGAUCGACCUUCCAGAAGAUGAUCCCGCAAUCGUUGCUCGAGUACUCCACUACAUCUAUACAGGCGACUGUGAGUCAUACGAUAAUGCAGUCGGCCAUCAGCUGCUAUUUCACCCUCUCGGUCAGCAGGCGGAUGGAGAAACCACAACUUCUUCUGAACCUUCCAGGGAGGCCUCUGAAGGGCCAGAUUUCAAAGAAGCACUCUUGCACGUCUACAUGUUUGCUGCUGGCGUCAAAUUUGGCAAUGCUGGCCUGAAGGAGCUCGCUCGCAAAGCGUUUUCCGAUGCAUUCCACGACAUAAGCUGCGAAUGUCUUGAUAACAUCGCUCAUAUCGAAACAGUCUUUGCUGCUGUCUACUCCACCACGCCAACAUACGAGCGGGAUCUUCAGCAGUCUGCGCAGAGGCUCGAUGCACCUGGACUCGCUGCAACUUCGAGCUUCCAGAUCGCAGACUUCCUACUCACCAUGGCAGACCCAACAACUCCUCAGCAGCCUUCCACCACAAAUGCACACAACCCCAUAUCUCCCAGUCAGCAGAAGCGACUCGCCGUCAGCGCCUCCAGCGACAAGCCACCAUCAACUACACAAUACAGUGCCUGGACGCACGCCUACCUCCAAUAUCUGUCGAUCCCUCCACAGAAGGCCACCACGAUCAACGAAAAGGCGAACAAACGGUCGACAACAACCGAUUGA